GGUGGGGAAAGGCUAGUGCAGAGUAGGAUGGGCUUCAACCAAGGCUCCCUCUGGCUUCUUCUCACGAUGGUAAUUUGACACUUGCAUCUCUAGGACAGCAACAACAAAAAAGCUGGGGCUGGACAGCAGCUGGCUGUCAGCAGCAGGACCUGGUGCUGAGGAGAGGUGUCCAGGGGAGCAGCAGCAGGACAAGAAAGCAGCGUACACAAAGAAAAAGUACAAGGUGGUGGCCAAGGGCCCAGGAAGGCACAAGAAGCUCUGCACUGGGACACCCCUUCUUGGCCCCCCAAUACCUCUAUUUCCAGCACUAGAGCUCUGGCAGGAAGGCACACAGCAUGGCAGCCGAAGACUUUGUACAGGAGAUGCACUCUGUGGGUGAAAGGUUGCUGAUGAAGCUUCAAGGGCUGUCACAGGCUGAGCCUGUGGAGCUUGUGGCCUUCUCCAUCAUCAUCCUUUUUGCAGCUACUGUUCUGUUGCUGUUGCUGAUAGCAUGUAGCUGCUGCUGUGUGCACUGCUGCUGCCCUGAGCAGAGAGGCAGAAAGGUCCAGGUGCGGCCCAUGACCUCGCCCUGAGGGACAGUGGAGAAACCAGAAGAGAAGCUGGAGAAACUGCCAGAGCCAUGACACAGGCUGUCAGCCUGAAUUUUGGAAAAGGACAUCCUGGCUUCAGCUCUGGUCCUGUCCAGGUGCCGGAACACUGAUGCAUGAAGCCUUAUCAAGAAAACAAGGGCUGGUACAGGCACAAAACCUUAACUGCCAGGGGACACUGGAUGCUGAGGACAAGCUGACUGUUUGAGAAUCAGUAAGUCACCUGAACUUUUUAACAAACCAAAGACACAUGGGUCUUCAUUCUUUGAUGUGGAACAGCCCACAUGCGUGGGCAGCUAGUCCUGCUGAUCUAUGCCAGCGAGGACUGAGUCAAUCAGAGCAAUUUUGUGCAACAGCUACAGAAUCCCAGGCUCCCUCACUGGAGGAACAUGUUAGUAUUCUAACCCACUAUUUUCCUGUUUAUUUCCAAGUAAAAGCUUUUUAGUUACGUU
Molecule: messenger RNA, 1039 nt
Organism: Octodon degus (degu)
Lineage: Eukaryota; Metazoa; Chordata; Mammalia; Rodentia; Octodontidae
Gene: Smim5
Product: small integral membrane protein 5
Exons: 3
Coding region: 336-572 (78 amino acids)
Source: RefSeq, a predicted model, not a curated record